Messenger RNA from Diabrotica virgifera virgifera (western corn rootworm), 3017 nucleotides. Its product is annotated as zinc finger protein 726-like. Gene Ontology annotation, cellular component: nucleus. Bases 582 to 3017 code for a protein of 811 amino acids. Gene Ontology annotation, molecular function: RNA polymerase II cis-regulatory region sequence-specific DNA binding; DNA-binding transcription activator activity, RNA polymerase II-specific. The transcript has 6 exons. Gene Ontology annotation, biological process: regulation of transcription by RNA polymerase II. The record is from RefSeq and is a predicted model, not a curated record. NCBI's taxonomy places the organism in Eukaryota, Metazoa, Arthropoda, Insecta, Coleoptera, Chrysomelidae.
UUUUAAUCUUAGACAAGGAAAGAGAGAGGACGAGUAAUCCUAUGACCAAAAGUGAAGCCAAACUGACACCAGAGAUUUUGAUCAUCGACGUAUCUUUGGGGUAUUGUUAUGCAUUGAGUAUUUAAAAUAAAAACAUGAAAUGUAUUUAAAAUGAAGAAUUUGUGUACGGUAAAUGUUUUAUUAAGUUUCUCAUAUUACGUACAUAUGUUUCAAUACAUACAUAUGUUUUUAUUACGAAUUUUAGAUGAUGAUUUACUUUAUUUUUUAUGAAAUUUUAACCUUCAACGAACACCCACCACUGGCAACUCAUUGUUAUUUUUGACGUGACCGCCAUGUUUCUGGUGACAAACAAACCAAAAACUGGCUUCACUUUUGGAACGUGUGUGUUAAAUGAGUGUUACCCGUCCUCUCUUUUUUCCUUGUCUAAGGUUUUAAUGAUGCCCAGCCGCCAUGUUGACUAAAUAGUUUUGGUUUUGACGUUUUGAUGUAAAAUAAAAUCGGGUAGUAAAUUAUAAAUUCAAAAUUGAACAGUGAUCAGUGUUGAAAUCUACAGCUAACAAUCUUUUAUUUUAAUCAAUACAAUGGAAGUAAAACAAGAACAAGAUAUUUUGCCGGUAGAAGGAUGCGAGAUGAAAACAGAAUUUAUCGAUUUCCCCAAUGUUUCUUUUCACUCUUCUGUUAAAACGGAGAUUAAAGAGGACCACUAUGUGGCGGUGGCGGAUUCGCUUAACAACGAUACAAAAACCUAUUUUGUUAAUGACUCAAACCGAUUAAACAUGGACAUUUCUGUUGGUGGUAUCAAAGUAGAAGAGGAGGAGGAAGAGGAUAAGGCUGAACUAGUACAAAUUGAGAAUGUUAUGGAACUCAAACGUGAAAUUAAGCAAGAAGAAAUUACCGUUGAAGACGUUAAGGAUGAAUCACCAGAAGGAGAAGAUUCUUCAGGUUUGCUGGAGAAUAAAAUGGAAAUAAUUUGGCCAGCACUUACACCUGAUAAGGAACGUCAUCUAAGUCAGCUCACUGAAGAACUAUUGUGUGCAAUUUGUUACAAGAAGUUUUCUCAGAAGGAAGAUUUUAAACUACAUCUUCAGAGUCAUACUCGUAGUAAACUCUAUCCAUGUCAAAUUUGUUUUAAGUCGUUCACUUAUAAUUUUGAUUUGAAAGUUCAUAUGAGGUUGCACACUGAAAAAAAUCCUUAUCAGUGUGAAAUUUGUUUUAAGUCGUAUACCCAUUCAAAUACUCUAAAAAACCAUAUGAAACAACAUAAUGAUAAGAAAUCAUAUGGAUGUGAAUUUUGUUUGAAGUCGUUUUCUCAUACAACUAGUUUGAAACUACAUAGGCGAAUACACACUGGAGAGAAACCAUAUCAGUGUGACGUUUGUUUCAAGUCGUUUUCUCGUUCAUAUCAAGUUAAAAACCAUAUGAAAACGCACACUGAGAAAAAAUCUUAUCAAUGUACAAUUUGUUUAAAAUCAUGUACCAAAGCAUCUAAUUUAGAGCAACACAUGACAGUGCACAGUGAAGAUAAAUCUUUUCAAUGUGAAAUUUGUUUUAAGUCAUUCUCCCGACCAAAUUAUCUGAGAAGUCAUUUGAGAUCGCACACUGGAGUAAACUCUACAUCGGAAUUCUUAAUAAUACAUAUUAAAUGUGAAACGGCCAAUUACUGUAUGGAGGCCAACAACUGUAUCGCUUACCCUAAUAUUGAAUUCUCUCCUAUUGGAUUUCGUUAUACAGUUAAAAAUGAGAUAUCCAAGGAUUUGUUUAAGGCAGAUUUAGCUAAUACAGAUACAAAUAAUUAUUUUGUCCAUAACAACACUUUGGACAAAGAAUGCAUGGAAGCUGAUGUUGAAGACAUCAAAUUAGAAGAGGAGGAUAAGGCUGAAGAAGUAAUUGUUCAAAAUGAUAUUGUAAUAAAAGAUGAAUUUAACGAAUUCGAGCAAGUACAUGUAGAGAAUCAAUUUUUUUCUGAAGGCUGUAAGGAUGAACCAAGAGAAGGAUAUUAUUCAGGUUUUGGGGAGAGGAAUAAAAAGGAAAUAAUAAAAACUUCGCCAGAACCUACAUUUAAUAAAGAACAACAUAUGGGUCAGCUCACUGAGGAAUUGUUAUGUAAAAUUUGUCAUGAGCAAUUUUCUCUGAAGGAUGAUUUACAAACACACUACCAUAAAGUGCAUAAUAAACCCUACCCGUGCUAUAUUUGUAUUAAGACGUACUCAAAUAUGAAAAGUUUGAAGGUACAUAUGAAAUCACAUGAUGAAAUACAACCUUAUCAGUGUGAGAUUUGUUUUAAAACGUUUUCCUAUUUAUCUGCUUUAAAAAGGCAUCUGACAAUGCACAGUGAUGAAAAUCCUUAUAAAUGUGAAAUUUGUUUUAAGUCAUUUUCCCGACAAGAAACUCUGAAAAAACAUGUAAAAUCGCACACUGGAGAGAAACCUUAUCAAUGUGAAACAUGCUUGAAGUCGUUUUCCCAAUCAGCUCACCUGAGGAUACAUUUGAGAGUACAUACUGGUGAGAAGCCUUACAAAUGUGAAAUCUGUUUGAAGUCGUUUUCAGUAAGAAGUGCUUUGAAAGGACAUAUGACAACACACACUGGGGACAAACCUUAUCAAUGUGAAAUUUGUUCGAAGGCGUUUACCAGAUCAACAAAUCUACAUAUACAUAUGAGAGUGCAUACUGGUGACAAACCUGAUCGAUGUGAAAUUUGUUCGAAGUCGUUUACAGUAUUAUGUGCUUUGGAAAAACAUACGAGAGUACAUACGCAUGAAAAACCUUUUCAGUGUGAAAUUUGUUCGAAAUCGUUUACUAAAAUGGGAUCUUUGAAAAAACAUACUAGAGUGCAUACUGGUGAGCAACCUUAUCAAUGUGAAAUUUGUUUUAAGUCAUUCUCUGAAAAACAUAAUUUAAAAAGACAUACAAUAACGCACACUGAAGAUAAGCCAUAUCAAUGUAAAAUUUGUUUAAAGUCAUUUUCUCAAUCAGGUUAUUUGAAAAGACAUAAGGAAGUGCAUGCAAACGUGAAAUGA